Messenger RNA from Xenopus laevis (African clawed frog), 3626 nucleotides. It is a transcript of the gene pkn1.L, whose product is annotated as protein kinase N1 L homeolog. Gene Ontology annotation, cellular component: cytoplasm; nucleus. Gene Ontology annotation, molecular function: protein kinase activity; transferase activity; protein serine/threonine kinase activity. Bases 462 to 3290 code for a protein of 942 amino acids. NCBI's taxonomy places the organism in Eukaryota, Metazoa, Chordata, Amphibia, Anura, Pipidae. Gene Ontology annotation, biological process: signal transduction. The transcript has 24 exons. The record is from RefSeq and is a predicted model, not a curated record.
UUUGGCUGGAAAACUGCCAAACCUGUCAACAAUGCCUAGUCUGACACAGGCAGCCGGCUGAGAGAUCAGCUGACGGAGGGAGGGGACGGGACCUGCAGAGCUCAGAGCUGAUCUCCCUGGAAGAAGCACUGCUAAAUGAAGCCUCAGGUUUAGCCAACAUGUGCAGCAUCUCCAGGACUACAGAAAUGCAGGGAGGGACCGACAAAGAGAAGCAGCCUCUGUGUGUGUGUGUUCGAGACUUCAAGAUCUGUCCUGCGUGAGACUUCUGGGAGGCAGCAGGGACACUGUGAGUGUGAGCGUCACAAGGUGUGUGUCGCACCAUGCCGCAUACUCCGACUGGGCCAGGGCCGCAGGAUGGAGAGCUACAGCGAGGUUAGUGCACUUCCUCUAUGCCGGACAAGUUUUGAUCUCGAAACCAUAAACAAAGCGAAGGGCAACGAGGGGGACAGCUGAGUGAAGAUAUGUGGGUUAACAAUUGUGCUCCCUGCAUUUUGAAAGUAGAGAGCAGGGGGAAAGGAAGAGAGACACAAUCAGAAGAAAGACAACCAGAGAAAGUCCAGGAGAGGUGUCCAAGCGAUGUCAUGGACCCACAAAGAGAAGGGAGGAAGAUUAAACAAGAGGACUCUGUAGAGGAAACAGAGGGACUGGAGAAAGGAGACCCUCAGGGGUUGGAGGGAGAGAGGGGGGAAAUACAUGGGAUGGAAGUAGAAAGAGAUCGUCUCCGCAAGGAGAUUAGCAGGGAGCUGAAGAUAAAGGAAGGUGCUGAGAAACUUCGAAGAGCCACCACAGAGCGUAAGAACCUGGGACAUGUGGAAACCAUGUUAUGGACAUGUGAGAGGAGACUGGAAAGCCUAAAACAGGAACUGGAUGGUUUAGAGUCCACUCCUACUUCUCCGGUCUCUACUGGAGCCUGCCCCAUCUCUCCAGGUCUGCGGGGUGAUAGGCAGAGCUCUAAGAUAUCGGGACUGGAGCGUCAGUUGGACAUUGAAUUGAGAAUGAGAAAAGGAGCAGAGAACAUGUUGCAGAUGUACAGCCAAGGAGGAGCCAAGGAUAAGAAAUUACAUUCGGCUGCCCAUCAGAUGUUAUCUGAGAGCGAUAUAAAAAUCCGCUUCCUACGUGCACAGAUCUACAAAGAAAGUCAGGACACCUCUGGAGCAGGGGAUGGUGCCCCUGAGGUGUUACACAAUGAACUGCGCAUUGAAGAAGUGAGGCAUCACUACCGCGUGGAGCGAGCCGUGGCUGAGGGGGCUGAGAAUGCGCUAAGAAUGCUGGGAGCUGCAAGAACUCAGGACAAGAGUGCAAUCAAUGAGGUCCAAGCUCGUAUACUGGAGUCUCAGCAGAGGACAGACCUGUUGGCGCUCUCCCUCCAGAGGUGCCUUGAUGAAUUACCCCAUGAUCACCCUAAGAGAUGUAUCUUGCGAGAGGAGCUGACUCUUCACAGCUCUGCCUCCAGACUCGGUGCACCUUCUCCCCUAACUCCCUACAGCAGUGUCUCCAAGCCUGCCCCUCUCACAGGUGUCUUAGAGGUUUGUAUUGUGGACUGCAGUAAAAUCCUGGACACGGUCCCUGGAAGAACACGAGCCUCCCCUUCCCGGUUACCAAACAACGUGAGCCCUUUAGAGGGCCUGGCCAUGAGAACUCGAACUGGGCGGAGCAUUUACUCACGCACAGCCAGUCUGAGUCGCAGUGAAGAACCGUCAGAUGAGAUCAGCGUUGUGCUGAGACUGGAUAACACUGUGGUUGGACAGACGGCCUGGAAGUCUGAGGGACGAGACACAUGGGAUCAGAUAUUCAAACUGAAGCUGGAAAGGGCUCGAGAGCUGCAGCUGUCCGUGUACAGGAGAGACUUCCGCUCACUCUGUGCUAUUAAAUACCUGAAGUUAGAAGAUUUUCUGGAUCAUCAAAAGCAUGAGACAUACCUGGAACUGGAACCUCAGGGGACCUUGUUGUGUGAGGUGGCCUUCUAUAACCCAGUGAUUGAAAGAUUCUCCAACCUGCGCAGACAGAAAAAGAUCUUCUCCAAGGAGCAAGGAAGGGCAUUUCUUCGUGCACGACAGAUGAAUAUUGACCCAUUAACAUGGCUCCGCCUUCUGCGCAGAGGAGUCAAUACCAGCAGUGGAGCCGACAGCCCUGCAGAUCGAGGAGCAGAGUUGCAGCUGGAAUCCCUUGCCCUGGAGAUAAAAGAAGAUGUUAAGGAAAAUAAGAAAGAGCAGGUUCCUGUUGCAGAGGAGAAGCAAGUCCCAGUAAUAAGAAGAGAAAGCCAAAGGAGAACGCAGAAUGUCUCUCAGCUGUCUUUAGACAAUUUCCGGCUGUUAGCGGUGCUGGGAAGGGGUCAUUUUGGGAAGGUCCUGCUGUCUGAGUACAAGGAGACUGGGGAAUUGUUUGCUGUCAAAGCCUUGAAGAAAGGGGACAUCAUCGCUAGGGAUGAAGUGGAGAGUCUUCUUUGUGAGAAGCGCGUCUUUGUUGCAGUAAGUGAUGCCUCACACCCGUUCCUGCUUAGCCUCCUGGGAUGUUUCCAGACUGCGGAGCAUGUCUGCUUUGUCAUGGACUAUAUGGCAGGGGGAGAUCUCAUGACACAUAUCCACAGCGAGGUGUUCAGCCAAUCACGUGCCAUGUUCUACGCUGCUUGUGUCCUCUUGGGCUUACAGUUUCUGCACAGCAGGAACAUUGUGUACAGGGAUCUGAAGCUGGAUAAUCUACUGCUGGAUUCAGAAGGAUAUGUGAAACUGGCUGAUUAUGGACUCUGCAAAGAGGGUAUGGGCCCAUCUGAUCGCACGUCAACAUUCUGCGGCACACCGGAGUUCCUUGCCCCUGAGGUCCUCACGGAUGCCUCUUACACUCGAGCCGUAGACUGGUGGGGAUUUGGGGUCCUGAUCUAUGAGAUGAUGGUUGGAGAGUCUCCAUUCCCAGGUGACGAGGAGGAGGAAGUGUUUGACAGCAUUGUGAAUGAUGAAGUUCGUUACCCACGUUUCCUAACUGCUGAAGCUAUUGCCAUCAUGAGACGGCUCCUGCGCAGGAAUCCUGAAAGACGGCUAGGCGCAGGAGAGAGAGAUGCUGAAGAUGUGAAAAAGCAACCGUUUUUCAAGGACAUGGAUUUUGAAGCCCUCCUCUCCCGUCGAUUACUGCCUCCUUUUACCCCAUGCGUGAAGGGACCACAUGACAUCAGUAACUUUGACCCUGAAUUUACAUGUGAGGGACCAGAACUGACUCCUCCACGGGAGCCUCGUCUUCUGAAGCCUGAGGAGCAAGAAUCUUUCCAUGGAUUUGACUAUGUGAGGGAGGGUGCAUAAAGGAGUAAAGCUGAUGAAUGAAUGCAGUUCUUUGUGUUCUUCCUUUCCCCUCUUCUCAUGUUCUCCGUAUCAUUCUCUAGCUCAAGCUGGAGGUCUGUGGGCCAGAUCUUCCCCUCCAAUAGAUUUAUGUGGCCUUGUCCAAAGCUUCAACUUUCUUCUCUGUACAACAUAAUUUUAUUUUAAUCCAACCCACAAAUAUUAGGUCUAGUGGAUAAUCGGCCAGUACCUGAAAAGAGUUGGAUGUGCAUUCUUCUUCCCUUCAUUAACUCUUCCCUGCCCUUCUGUGCCUCCUGCCCCCUCAGUGAAAGCCGUGUAAAUAAAUUUUUUUGUAACGUU